Molecule: messenger RNA, 216 nt
Organism: Rhodofomes roseus
Lineage: Eukaryota; Fungi; Basidiomycota; Agaricomycetes; Polyporales; Fomitopsidaceae
Product: ATPase, V0 complex, subunit E1/e2
Exons: 3
Coding region: 1-216 (71 amino acids)
Biological process (GO): vacuolar acidification; proton transmembrane transport
Cellular component (GO): vacuolar proton-transporting V-type ATPase, V0 domain
Molecular function (GO): proton-transporting ATPase activity, rotational mechanism
Source: RefSeq, a predicted model, not a curated record
AUGUCGUCUCCGGUGCCCGUGUUCCUCAUAUUUGCUAUCAUCCUCUUGGUGAUGGGGACUAUAUGGUUUGUGACGCCAAAGGGCCCAAACCAGACACUCAUCCGGACGAGUCUCAUGCUCGCGCUGAUGUGCUGCUACUUGAUGUGGGCAGUGACAUAUCUCGCGCAGGUGUACCCCCUAGAGAGACCACGGAAGACGGUGGGCAACGAGAUCUGA